Molecule: messenger RNA, 1191 nt
Organism: Macrosiphum euphorbiae (potato aphid)
Lineage: Eukaryota; Metazoa; Arthropoda; Insecta; Hemiptera; Aphididae
Source: the annotation of a GenBank genome assembly
AUGAAUGAAUGUAUAGAAAAUGCCAUCUUCCCGGAUUGCUGGAAGGUCUCUAGACUGGUGAUCAUCCCGAAAUCAGGGAAAAAGGUCAGGUCCAAUCAUAAAUCCUAUAGGCCUAUUAGUCUCCUGCCGAUGAUGAGCAAAGUACUUGAAACACUAAUUAUUAAAAGAAUUGAAAGCGAAACCUCACUCAACGUAAUAGGAAACCAACACGGCUUCGUGGCGGGCCGCUCCACCAUCACGGCGAUGGAAUCGCUAUACAACUGGGCAAAUGCAUCUAAGUGCAGGCACGUCUUUGGAGUCUUUCUGGACAUCACCGGGGCCUUUGACAACGUCAAAUGGUCCCCGAUCCUGGAAAGACUUCACGAGAUCGGUGCAUCGAUCAGGAGCAGACACGCCAAGCUCAAAAUCGAAAACGUAGUCAAAACAAGACAGCUAACAAGAGGGUGCCCCCAAGGCUCGCAACUGGGACCGACCUUGUGGAAGGUAGACAUGUCCGACAUCGGAACUCCUCCUGACCAGCAAACGCAGCACGUAGUAACCUAUGCGGACGACAUAGCCAUACUUACGGGUGCCGCCAGGCCACAAACGGUGUUUAAGAGAAUGACCGAGUACCUAGAUGUAAUGAGAACCUGGGCGGAGAAGUACUCGGAAACGAAAACACAACUGAUGUCUGUAAAGGGUGGCCUAAAACCGACGUACAGCAUCACCUUUGGCACGAACAACGAAGCCGCGGUCAUAGAGUCAACCAGCUCGGUGAAAAACUUGGGAGUAAUUCUUGACCCGAGGCAAUCCUAUGCAGACCACAUUUUUGAACUGGCGGGAAAGUCAAAAGACCUCUACAAAAGGCUCAGAGGCAUGUCAUCCGCUAACUGGGGCAUGAGCAGAAGAACUGCCAGGAUCAUUUAUGAGGGCGUCUUCCUACCCAGAAUAACAUACGCGGCGGAAGUAUGGUGGGAAGGCGUAAAACUCGAGAAGUGUAAAAAGAAGUUAGGGUCAAUGCAAAGAGACCCACUAAUAGCGAUAACAAGCGCGUACAGAACGGCCUCGACAAAUUGUCUUGCGGCAGUAGCCGGUGAGUUGCCACUUGAUCUCAAGAUUAUAGAGUACGUAUUCAAAAGACAGGCGAAACUCGGCGCCAUUACGCCCGAGUCCCUGAAUAGCAGAGUGAGCUACUCACACAGUGGCAGAUAA